Molecule: messenger RNA, 504 nt
Organism: Podospora bellae-mahoneyi
Lineage: Eukaryota; Fungi; Ascomycota; Sordariomycetes; Sordariales; Podosporaceae
Exons: 3
Coding region: 1-504 (167 amino acids)
Source: RefSeq, a predicted model, not a curated record
AUGCUGUCCGAGCCGUCCCCGGAAGGGCUGUUGACUGGCUCUUGGCUAGAUGCUAGCUUCCCCGUUCCUCGAUGGCAGAUGGCACUUCAUCUUCAGGGAUUUGCCUAUGAACAGUCCAGCAGGAGAGCCCAGGCCGAAGAGAUAUCGAAUCGCCGUCAACGACACCAACCAAACCCCCGUCCGUUUUCCGAUCGAUCCCCAAACAUCCCGUCCACUGCCGCCCCCGUCAGGUAUCCGUACCUACGCUACAAAAAAAAAUCCCUGACCUGGAACUGUCCACCCUCGCUCUCGGAACUCGGAGCUGCUUCGCCUGACGCUGACGCACCCGACCCUGCCGACACACUUCGACCAUCCCGUUGCGCGUCCCACUGCCGCUCCCGCUCCCGCUACCGCUGCCGCUACCUGCCGUACGGAGUAUCCGUCGGCCGCAACCACCACACGCGCGCAACCUCCACGACCCACGACCCACGACCCACGGCCUGGCCCACGCAGCAGGCUAGAUAG